UGAGCUGGAGCCUGCUCUGGCUAACUUGCAGCGAGAAAGAGGUGGGGUACACCCUGGACUGAUUAUCAUCCAGUCACAUGGCACAUAUAGACAAACAAUCAGUCAUUUUUGAAUCCUUGAGACACCACACAUCUCAUUUGAGCAAAUGAAAAGCCACAAUCCUUGAUUUUUAUUCAUAUCAGUUUGUGUCCAUGGGCUGUAUCGUAAAAACACUUUGGAAAUGCUUAGAAAAAUAUUGGUGCAAAUAAUACAACCUGAGGGAGAAAAACGUUAGACCAUUUCAUAUGUAAUAUAUUAUACUAAAAUGUGCCUGUUCGAGGUGCCCAACUACCAAGUGCAGGAAGUGUGUCUUUUUUUUUUUACCUGCUUACCUCGUUUUGAACACAUUCUGACACAUACCUCUGUCCAUGGUGCUGAACUCAUAGUCCCUUUUGUCUGCUGAUUCGUUUGUUCUUUUCACCCAGCUUCUUUUUUGUAAAGCACAUUUUAAAUUCUCGUGACUUUACAUUUGUGCUGGGGUAUUCUUUAUUAUUUUUAACUUAUAUAAGGUAUUACUGUGUUAUUUUAUUAUGCUCAGAAAUGCUUAAAAACAAACCCCUUUUCUAAAUGAAAAGUCAUGCAAAAUUUACGUCUCACUAAUGUUGGUUGUAACAAUCUGCAGUUAUUCUUCUCGCCACACUACGAGUUGUUAUGUUGAAAAAUAUACUCUAGGGGUCAGUAUGCACUUAUGAACAGAAUUUCCUUGAUUUCCCACCCAUUUAUAUUAACACACGUACCAGAUUUUGGCAUUGUGUUGCUGCUGUCGAGACGCUUGAUAACAUGACGGCCGUGUAAAAAGCUGUAUAUAUACGCGGAGAUCAUUACCAUAUUUUUUACAUUUAGACAUUUUUUUCUUAAGAUUUUUAUUACAAUGGAGAACAAAAGAUUGGCGUCUGACAGCUAUGGCCUCGCGUUUCUUUUCCUUUUCUUCCACACCAUCAACGGAGACGUGAGCUACUCUAUCUCAGAGGAGAUGAAACGUGGGUCUGUGAUUGGGAAUAUUGCCAAGGAUUUGGGACUUGAUUUGGGCCAGUUAUCUGCUCGUAAAGCCCGCAUUGAUCCUGAGGAUAACAACAUUCAGCACUGCGGCAUCAACCUCAACACUGGUGAUUUGGUUGUUCAGGAGAGAAUUGACAGAGAAGGGCUUUGUGGCAAAAAGGCUUCAUGUGUUCUUAAACAAGAACUUGUGCUGGAAACCCCAUUAGAGCUACACCGUAUUAAUAUUCGUGUUUUAGAUAUUAACGAUAAUUCACCACAGUUUAAAGAAGAUGCGCUCAAAUUUGAAAUCCGAGAAUCCGCGGUCAGGGGUGCUCAUUUUCUUCUCGGGGAAGCACACGAUGGAGACAUUGGAGAAAAUGCUGUUCAAAGCUACACUUUACAGCAAAAUGAUAAUUUCAAAUUAAAUGUAAACACUAAAGGUAGACGGAAGUACUGUGAACUAGUCUUAGAUAAAGAAUUAGAUAGAGAAGAUAAAAAAGACAUCAUGCUCUCGCUGACGGCAUAUGAUGGCGGCACUCCUCAAAGAUCAGGUACAGUAGUCAUACACGUCACUGUGCUGGAUGCUAAUGAUAAUGUACCAGUGUUUACUCAGACUGUUUAUAAAGCCAGUCUGCCUGAAAACUCUCCUCUUGAUAUCUUGGUGAUCACAGUGAGUGCCAGUGAUGCAGAUGAAGGCUUAAAUAGUGAAAUUACAUAUGCAUUUGACCAUGUUUCUGAUGACAAUAGUAAUGAAUUUACAUUGCACCCAAAAACUGGAGAUGUGAGAGUUGCUGGUGUUGUUGAUUAUGAGAAAGUGACAUCAUAUGAAAUGCAAAUAAGUGCAAAAGAUGGUCUUGGAUUAGUGUCUUAUUCAACAUUAAUCAUUGAUCUUACUGAUGUAAAUGAUAACACUCCUGUUAUACUACUAAAGUCGCUGUCUAAUCCAGUACCAGAGAACCUGUCACCUGAUACUGAGGUGGGCAUAAUUAAUGUGCAGGACAGAGACUCUGAGCAAAAUGGACAGGUCCGCUGCUCCAUUCAACAAAAUGUCCCCUUUAAACUACUUCCUUCUAUUAAAAACUAUUAUUCUCUGGUGACUACUGGACAACUGGACCGUGAACUAGUGUCUGAUUACAACAUUACAAUCAGUGCCACGGAUGAGGGCUCUCCUCCUCUGUCCUCCUCUAAAAUUAUUCACUUCUCCGUAGCAGACAUCAAUGACAACCCACCUGUGUUUGAGGAACAGUCGUACAGUGCAUAUGUGAGUGAAAAUAACAAAGCUGGCUCCACUUUAUGUUCCGUUCGUGCUCGAGACCCCGAUUGGCGACAGAAUGGUACCGUGAUUUAUUCUCUGCUUGCCGCUGAGGUGAACGGUGCCCCGGUGUCCUCCUAUGUAUCUGUUAAUGGAGACACUGGAGUGAUCCAUGCUGUCAGGUCUUUUGAUUAUGAACACUUGAGGAGUUUUAAAAUCCAUGUCAUGGCCAGAGACAACGGUUCUCCUCCACUGAGCAGCAACGUGAGUGUCAGUGUGUUCAUAUCGGAUGUGAAUGACAACUCUCCUCAGAUACUGUACCCCUCCCCAGAGGGCAACUCCUUCAUGACCGAGCUGGUCCCCAAAGCUGCACACGGAGGCUCUGUGGUGUCCAAAGUGAUAGCGGUGGAUGCAGACUCAGGACAGAACGCCUGGCUGUCCUACCAUAUAGUCAAGUCCACUGAUCCGGGACUUUUCACCAUUGGUCUCCACAGUGGAGAGAUCAGGACCCAGCGGGACAUUUCUGAAUCUGACAGCAUGAAACAGAACCUGAUUGUGGCAGUGAAAGAUAACGGACAGCCCCCUCUCUCUGCCACCUGCUCCAUGUAUUUACUUAUUUCUGAUAACUUGGCUGAGGUGCCAGAACUGAAGGACAUUUCUUAUGAUGAGAAGAAUUCCAAACUGACGUCUUAUCUGAUCAUUGCGCUGGUGUCUGUGUCCACCUUCUUUCUGACUUUCAUCAUCAUCGUCUUGGGUGUGAGGUUUUGCCGCAGGAGAAAGCCCAGACUGUUGUUUGAUGGAGCAGUUGCCAUUCCCAGCGCUUAUGUCCCUCCUAAUUACGCAGAUGUUGAUGGCACAGGAACUUUACGCAGCACCUACAACUAUGACGCCUACUUGACAACAGGUUCUAGAACCAGUGACUUUAAGUUUGUGUCUUCUUACAAUGACAACACACUGCCUGCUGACCAGACUCUGAGGAAAAGUCCAACUGACUUUGAUGAGAUGUUUGGAGAUACUCAAGGCUCCCCUGAGGUAUGA
Molecule: messenger RNA, 3307 nt
Organism: Dunckerocampus dactyliophorus (ringed pipefish)
Lineage: Eukaryota; Metazoa; Chordata; Actinopteri; Syngnathiformes; Syngnathidae
Product: protocadherin beta-16-like
Exons: 1
Coding region: 911-3307 (798 amino acids)
Biological process (GO): homophilic cell-cell adhesion
Cellular component (GO): plasma membrane
Molecular function (GO): calcium ion binding
Source: RefSeq, a predicted model, not a curated record